AUGGCCUCCCACCGCAUCGGCGCGCGCGUCGCGGGCCUCUCGCCAGCGCAGCUGUGCGCCAUCAUCGAGGCGCAGGCGGGCGCGAGCGACGCCGCGCUGCGCGUGGCGGAGGAGCACGCCGCUCGGCUCGUGGAGCAGCCCGAGUGGAUCCUCUCCGAGGUCCUCCUCUCGCCGGACCUCGCCCCGCACAUCCUCGUCCAGCUGCCGACCACGGAGCACGCCAUCAAGGGAACUCCUCACAACCUGGGCAUAUGCAGGAUACAUGCAUUCUCGACACUCGCGUGGGGAAAAAUUAAAACGGCCCCCGCGUGUGGCUGUGAUGCUGGGCGGUGA
Messenger RNA from Emiliania huxleyi CCMP1516, 333 nucleotides. RefSeq lists its product as hypothetical. The transcript is spliced from 2 exons. Bases 1 to 333 code for a protein of 110 amino acids. Lineage: Eukaryota; Haptophyta; Isochrysidales; Noelaerhabdaceae. The record is from RefSeq and is a predicted model, not a curated record.